Lactuca sativa (garden lettuce) is the source of this 2864-nucleotide messenger RNA. Its product is annotated as zinc finger BED domain-containing protein RICESLEEPER 2. Gene Ontology annotation, molecular function: DNA binding. Lineage: Eukaryota; Viridiplantae; Streptophyta; Magnoliopsida; Asterales; Asteraceae. The record is from RefSeq and is a predicted model, not a curated record.
CUUUGGCUCUGGCUCCAAGAUAUUUGGCUCUAGCUCCAAGAAAUUUGGCUCCAAUUUACUUCCAGGAAGUGGAAUAUUUGGCUCCAAAGAAUACAUGAGAAAACCCUAUAUUUUUGGUGGUGUUCUUUUUUGCUCGUGUUCUCCAAACCUUCACAAUUGGUUAAAUCAUCACAAUCUGCUGAGCUACAGUUCGCAUCUUCUCAAUUUGUAGUCAACAAUCGGUCCCCUAAGCCCUUCUACCGACUCCGUCUUCUCCAAAUCCUCAUAAUCGGUUCGUCGUUUUCACUCUCUGCAAUUUGCAUUACUUCCUAUUUCUCUCGAAACGACUUCUUUUGGUUAGUAGUAAUAUAUAGCCUUUCUAUAUUUCUUUCAUAUAUAUCAUAAAAUCAAUUUUUUUAUAAAGCUCUCUAUUCUCUUGCUUCUUGCACAAGUAUUUACACACAGGGACUCUACAGUAGAUGUCUGAUGUAUCUUUUAUUGGGCCAUGUCUAUUUAAUGAUGAUCGAUAUAUAGACUCACACUCACCAUCUGAUACAAGUGUAGAUACUUCAAGAAUGGAAAAUUCCCCUGAUAUUAUUGUUGUUGAAAGCAACGAAGGAGAAGAUAAUGCAGGAGGAACCAAUACGGCUGUAGGUAUUGGUUCAACACAAGUAAAUAAAACAAAUAUCAAAGAACAUACUCCAUAUGCUAAACGGAAAAGAAAGAAGACUUCACCAGCUUGGGGGCAUUUCGAAACAAUAACAUUUGCAGAUGGAACUGAAGGGUCUGAAUGUGUUCACUGUGGUGAGAAAAUUAAGAAGCUUAAGGAAGGCACGACCACACCAUUGCUUAGGCAUGUUAGUGAUCGCCUAAUAUUAAAUGGUGGCAAAGGUCAGUCAAAGUUAAAGGUAUCACAUGGAAAGACAGAUUCUUCAACUACGAUCCAAAAUUGGAAGUUUGACAAUACUAGGAUGAGGGAGGUUAUUUCUCACAUGAUUAUGAUUCAUGAGCUACCUUUUAAUUUUGUUGAAUAUGACUUGUUUAAUGUGGUGAUGAAAGAAGCUAAUCCACUAUUCAACAAGAUCUCACGUGUUGCAACUAGACAAGAUUGUGUGUCUAGUUAUGAAAUUGGAAAGAAAAGAAUUCAAAAAAUGUUAAAUGUUGUCAAUCGUGUGAGUAUCACAACUGAUAUGUGGACAUCAUGUCAAAAUAUUCAUUAUAUGGUUGUGACAUGUCACUUUGUUGAUUCAGAUUAUAAGCUUCACAAAUGUAUUUUGAGUUUUGUUGAUGUGCCUCCACCAUAUUCAGGUGUUGGUAUAUAUGAUUGUUUAUACAAAUGUCUAAAAGAUUGGAAUAUUGAAAGUAAGGUGGCUAGUUUGACGGUUGACAAUGCUAAGACAAAUGAUGUGGUUGCUAGGAAGUUACUUGAAAAUUUGAAUCUUCAAAAGAAAGUUGUUGUUGGUGGGAAGUUAUUUCAUGUGCGUUGUUGUGCACAUAUAUUAAACUUGUUAGUUCAAGAUGGUUUGUCUAAAAUUAUAGAUAUAACUCACAAUGUUCGUGAAAGUGUGAAACAUGUAAAUGCCUCGUCGGGUCGGUUACAUGUCUUUAGUGAUCUUUCCAAGCAAUUAUCCAUGCCAAAGAAGCAUUUAAUUUUAGAUGUUAGUACCCGGUGGAAUGCCACAUACGCUAUGUUGUCUACAGCCUUGGAGUUUAAAGAUGUGUUUAAGGAUUAUGCUGAUAGAGAAUGUUCAUACACCACUUUGCCGAGCAACGAAGAUUGGAAAAAAGUUGAAGAUAUUUGUUUGUUUUUAGCACUUUUCAACGAGGCUACACAAAUAAUUUCAGGCUCCGAGUAUCCUACAUCAAAACUAUUUCUUCUAGAGCUAUACGGAAUAAAGGAAUCAUUAGAUGAAUUAGUUUUGGAUGGGAAUGCUUACAUGAAACCGAUGGCUGUUAAGAUGAAAAAGAAGUUUGACAAAUAUUGGGGUCCUUGUAAUUUGUUGAUUUCCAUGGUUGCUGUUUUGGACCCUAGAUACAAGACAGAGUUACUUAACUUCUCUUUUAAGGCAAUCUACUCUAAUGAUGAGGCAUCUACGCAUGUUAAACUUGUUAUAGAUACUUUGAAAGAAUUGUUUGCAGAGUAUGUUGAGGAGCAUAGAACUACAAAUGUUGUCCAAUCUUCGAAUGCGGCAGAUGGAACUGAAAGUGGUGCAUCAAAAAGAGGUCCGAGUGUUACGACUUUGAGAUUUGGCAAGAGUAUCAGAAGUAGUACUGCUAAAUACAAUCAACAUAUCAGAAGUGUUGAUUCUAUUGCUAGUGUAAAGUCAGAAUUAGACACUUACCUAGAAGAAGGGGUUUAUAUUAGUGAGCCAGGUGCAUAUUUUGAUGCCUUAGGGUGGUGGAAGGAGAAAAAACUUAAUGUGUGGCUGCUGACAUUUUGGCAAUUCCUUUCACAACUGUUGCUUCUGAAUCUGCUUUCAGUGUUGGCGGAAGGGUUAUUGAUCCACACCGUUCCUCUUUAGGAACUAAGAUGGUAGAUAUGCUUAUAUGUGGAUCUGAUUGGUAUCGUCAAUAUUACGGACUACAGAAAAAGAAAAAAAGGAAAUUGAUGAUGUUAUAUAUGUUGAUCUUCUGUGAGGUGUGACCACUUGAAAAGUUAUGACGUGUGAUCAUAUUCAAGAUAAUGUUUGUGUGAUGUAGAUAAAGGGCGGAGAACUUUAAUUUUGCAUUUUGGAAAAGAUAUUUGAUGUGAUGAAGUUAAAGGUCAAGCUAUGCAAGUUUUUUUGUAGAAGAUAUUUGAAAAAAAAAGACAAUAUUUUAAGUAAUUUUGGAUGUUUUUAAUCGUAGGAUUUGUUAUAAUACAUGUAUUUAUGUUUUGGUGUUAA